AUGAAGGAGCAGGCCAGCGCGCACGGAUUCGACAUCCUCAUGAUCAUGCUCCGCAGGCACGUGCAUAGCACGAGCCGGAGCGUCCUGGAGGACCUGAGGGCGAAGGGCAUACAGGUGGUCCCAGUCGACUGGGACCUGCCUCCGGGGACGUGGGUCCCGGUAAUGAGGAGCGGGGAGAUCUUCCACACUGGCAUGCAGAAGGGAUGGUGCGGGCCGAUGGACCUCAUGCGCCUGCACAUUUUUGGCCUCGCCAGCUACGACGCCGUCAUGUACGUGGACGGCGACGUGGAGCUGCAAGGCGACGUGACGCCCGUCCUGCGCUGCGCCGCCACUGGCCGGCUUCUCACGACCAGUGGGACGAUGGCCCCUGUGAAUUUCGCCAUGAUCGCAACGCGCCCAGACGAGCGCAUGCUGCGGGCGGCGGAGAUCUUCGCGCGCAAUUCCUCCUUCACGCGGGUCGACGGGUGGGCAGGGGGUGGCUACAGGCCCUCGGACUCGAAGUACAUCGGUGCUGAGUGCGGCCAGGGCUUUAUGCACACGCUCUACUACAAAGCCACUACGAACGCGCUGGCGUACUGGUCCCUGAAGGAGGCGGGCAUUCUUCCUGAGGAUGUCAAAGCAGAUCAGUUAGACCGGUGCAUCUGGAAUUACCACGGCCACGAGAAGUGUGGAGUGGCGGGCAAGACCUUCGACUGCAGUCUCGUGCGGGUCCACCACAAGCCCAAGGAUCCUACGCAGGGCUCCUGCACAAAGCUGCGCGAACGUGGCGUGGGAAAACGCAGCCAGCUCACCGCCCCCCUGUGUCGCCUCUCGCCCUCCGUGACCCCUCGCGAGUGCUGCAGUCCUCCUUGCGACCUGCGGACGUUGCGCCGUUACGUUUGCCUCGGAACCCGGCGCAGCCCCAGGCGCCGGGGGCUCCUCGAGCGCGAGCAGGUGUAG
This is a messenger RNA of Prorocentrum cordatum, 939 nucleotides long. Lineage: Eukaryota; Dinophyceae; Prorocentrales; Prorocentraceae. The record is from the annotation of a GenBank genome assembly.